AUGGCCCCGUCAGAGUUGGCAGAACUUAAAAAGCAGUUAGAUGAGUUGCUACAAGUCGGGUUCAUCAGACCAUCAAAAGCUCUUUUCGGAUUGCCAGUACUAUUUCAGAAGAAGCACGAUGAAAGUUUACGAUUAUGUAUUAACUACAGGGCCCUGAACAAAGUCACCGUCCGAAUCGCUGAUGGAGAUGAACCAAAGACCACUUGUGUGACACGAGCAUCAAGAGCACCUGUGCCAGGGUACUCUCGCAAGAUUACAGCCCUCAUGGAGCUAUUGAAGAAUGAGCGUAAAUGGUGUUGGACGAGCGAAUGCCAAGAGGCCUUCGAGGGAUUGAAGGAUGCUGUUAUGAAGGAUCUCAUCUUAGCUCUUCCUGAUAUUGAAAAGCCCUUCAAAGUUCAGAUAGAUGCAUCUGAUUUUACUAUUGGAGGAACAAUACGGCCGUUAGCUAUUUUCUCACCCAACUAA
Durio zibethinus is the source of this 465-nucleotide messenger RNA. The record is from RefSeq and is a predicted model, not a curated record. Lineage: Eukaryota; Viridiplantae; Streptophyta; Magnoliopsida; Malvales; Malvaceae.